CUGCAAACUGACGAGACAGGCAGACACGCUGCGGUAAACAAAUGUGGCUUGUUCUUUCUUGCCAACAAAAACACGCUUGUCAUUCACCUUUUCGCACAGCUUUAGCAUGGAUAUCGAGGAUUUGUCACAGCAGCGCGAACAAAUGCAGCAGACUAUUGACAGUCUAAAACAAAGCAACGAUGCGCUGGUCGCAAAGGAGGUAGCGCACCAUGUGGACAAUGCACAGACAAUUCGUAAGAGCGAGGUAGACACACUACAGGAAAGUUUGCAAGCCUUGUCGCGCCGUCUACAGACAGCAAGGGGGAAAGUAGAUGCGUCGAAGGCGCAGCGCGAAGAAAAGUCUCAUGCGGAAACCAUGCGUGAAUUGAGGGCCGAGAAGCAGUCUGCGGAGCAAGGAAUAUCCGAUCUGAACGAUAGAGAACAGAGGCUUCAACAGGAAAUUACUGCAUUGGAAGAGCGCAUGGCAAACAUGAGCGAUAACAUUGAGCAAGAGUUGGAUCCAGGCGCGAUUGUUAUGCAGCUGCAGGUUCUACGAAGCCUUGGGGUGGAGCCACUAGUCAAUGGGCAAAGCAAGCAAAUCGACAAGGCAAGAAUUAUUUCGCCCAGCUCUGUAACUGUUGUUCAAUUGGAUAAAGGGUGUGCCGAGACACCAGAUGGCAGCACAGCUGUGGGAGCUAUGCUCAUCACCAUAGAAAUCACCAGCAUACAGAAAUAUUAUAUAAGGACCUAUUGAAUAUACACUGGGCGGCAAAAUUGAGUCACAAAAAUGAAUAUCUUCAGAAAUCUUUAAUGAUUUC
Messenger RNA from Linderina pennispora, 797 nucleotides. RefSeq lists its product as uncharacterized. The transcript has a single exon. The record is from RefSeq and is a predicted model, not a curated record. Bases 107 to 733 code for a protein of 208 amino acids. Lineage: Eukaryota; Fungi; Kickxellomycota; Kickxellomycetes; Kickxellales; Kickxellaceae.